Molecule: messenger RNA, 837 nt
Organism: Adineta ricciae
Lineage: Eukaryota; Metazoa; Rotifera; Eurotatoria; Adinetida; Adinetidae
Source: the annotation of a GenBank genome assembly
AUGAUCUCAAUGAUAUUAUUGAAACUUCAAAUGAAAUCACAUAGAUAUUCCGUAGAAGAAGAGAAUUUCUAUGAAAAUGAAUUGAUUACUUGUCCUCAAUUACAUUUCGGAAUUCGUUCAAAUGAAAAUCUUUUUAAAGAAAAUCCCAAAGGAAUUCUCGGUUUAGCGAUUAUCGGUGAACAUUAUCCAAUUGAAAUCAAUGAUUAUAUUCAAUUAAUUAAUUAUUUUCAAAAUAUUCAAUGGAUUUAUUUCGAUUCAAUUCAUAUUACAAAUCAACAUUUACUACCAAUUCUUCAUCUUUAUCCAUUAAAUUCAUUAAAAACAUUAAUUUAUAUGCGUUCAACUUUUUGUAAAAUUCAUCGAGAUUUUUUUGAAAAACUAUUUUUAAAUCAAAACAAUUUCAAAACAUUGAAAAUUAUGUAUGGAGAUUUGAUUUAUUAUUUAAAACAAUCGAAUGAAAUUCCUAAUGGAAAACAUAUUGAAAAUCUCGUUUUAUUUCUUUGUGGUGCUGAUGGACAAUUUCGGUUAAUUCAUUUAAAUUAUUUCAUUUUAACAUUUCCUUUAUUAAAAUCUUUAACAAUUGAAAUUAAUUCGAAAAAUUUAUUUCGGAAAAAUCAAUUGGAAAUUAUUAAAGAAAUUCUUCAUUCAUUUCAAUAUCUUCAAUCAUUAAAAAUUAUUUGUCGAAAAGGAAAUUUACAUUUUACUUCGUCAAUUAUUUCAAAUCUUUCUCAAUCAUUCGCAUCUUUCAAUGUAUUUCAAUCACAUUUUAUUCUUCAAUCGAAAUAUUUUGCAUUUUGGAAAUUCAAUUCCAAAUCAACAGACAAUUUUGCAUUUUAA